UUGUAUAUAUAUAGAGUAAAACGAGAUGCUCGUAGCUUGGCUUCUAUGGCUUCCGUCUCCUCCCCUCGAGUACCUAAUUCGCAAUCGUAUCCCAGCGCAGCGAGGCUUUCGGAUUCCCUUUGCUUCCCUCAGUACACCGCUUCUCUCAAAUGUCUGGAAGUUAACUACCAAGAUAAAAGCAAAUGUCAAUUGCUAUUUGAUGAUUACAAAGAAUGCAAGAAGAAGGAGAGGGAGGCUCGGCUUGAGCGCAAUCGACACAGAUCCUUCUUCCAGUAAAGAGCUUCAUAGGAUUAAAUUUCAAAUUGUCAAAGUCCAAGAACUUAGCCAGAACCAACACUUUCUAAAUCACCCAAUGUCAUCAUCUUCCUCUUCUCCGAUGAAUGGCAAACUCGACUACUACUACUUGCUCAUCGGCUUCACACUUGUCUUCAUUGCACUCCUCAUCAUCAGUGCCAUCACAAUGGGUUGUUGCACUUGGUUUCGAUAUCAAUUCCUCUCAGUGCGUCGCUUGCUCAUCCGCGAGCAUAAUGACUUGGAAAUGCGGCGUUGGAUUCCAACAUUCAAAUAUCACAAGAAAGAAGCGGGGGUUGGGGAGGAGGAAGAGAAAGCUGCACCAGAAUGUGUGAUAUGCCUAUCACCAUUUGAUGAAGGAGAGGAGGUUAGCCAAUUGCCAUCAUGCCGACAUUUAUUUCAUGCAGGUUGUAUUUACUUGUGGCUCCACAGAAAUAAUAAUUGUCCAAUUUGUCGUGCCAUUGUUUUAUUACAUGCUAUUAAUAUGUCAAUGUAGUUUAGUUCUCUUAA
Molecule: messenger RNA, 801 nt
Organism: Dendrobium catenatum
Lineage: Eukaryota; Viridiplantae; Streptophyta; Magnoliopsida; Asparagales; Orchidaceae
Product: RING-H2 finger protein ATL16-like
Exons: 4
Coding region: 26-787 (253 amino acids)
Source: RefSeq, a predicted model, not a curated record